Enhydra lutris kenyoni (northern sea otter) is the source of this 732-nucleotide messenger RNA. RefSeq names its product DnaJ heat shock protein family (Hsp40) member B3. The record is from RefSeq and is a predicted model, not a curated record. Gene Ontology annotation, cellular component: cytosol; endoplasmic reticulum membrane. Gene Ontology annotation, biological process: protein refolding; positive regulation of proteasomal ubiquitin-dependent protein catabolic process. Bases 1 to 732 code for a protein of 243 amino acids. The transcript has a single exon. Lineage: Eukaryota; Metazoa; Chordata; Mammalia; Carnivora; Mustelidae. Gene Ontology annotation, molecular function: Hsp70 protein binding; ATPase activator activity.
AUGGUGGACUACUACGAGGUGUUGGGCGUGCCCCGCCAGGCGUCGUCAGAGGCCAUCAAGAAGGCAUACCGCAAGCUGGCGCUCAAGUGGCACCCCGACAAAAACCCUGAGAACAAGGAGGAGGCGGAGAGGCGGUUCAAGCAAGUGGCCCAGGCCUACGAGGUCUUGUCAGAUACCAAGAAGAGAGACGUUUACGACCGGUAUGGCGAGGCUGGAGUAGAGGGCGGCGGGGGCGGCGGCGGGGGCAGCGGGUCCUGCCGCGACCCCUUCGAGUAUGUCUUCACCUUCCGCGACCCGGCCGAGGUCUUCAGGGAGUUUUUUGGGGGCCGCGACCCAUUUUCGUUCGACUUCUUCGGAGACCCACUAGAGAACAUCGUGGGCGGUCGGAGGAGCUCCCGGGGAAGCAGAAGCAGAGGAACCGCUCCCUUCUUCUCCGCCUUCAGUGAAUUUCCAGCCUUUGGGGGUGGUUUUUCUUCUUUUGAUACAGGAUUUAGUUCCUUUGGUUCCCUGGGGAACGGAGGCCUUUCUUCCUUCUCCAUGUGUUGUGGUAGUGGUGGGACUGGCAACUUCAAAUCCAUGUCGACUUCCACCGAAAUCGUUAAUGGCAAAAAAAUCACCACCAAGAGAAUCAUUGAGAAUGGCCAAGAAAGGGUGGAGGUGGAAGAAGACGGAGAGUUAAAGUCCCUGAUAAUAAAUGGCAAAGAGCAGCUGCUGCGCAUUGACACCAAGUAA